Messenger RNA from Aedes aegypti (yellow fever mosquito), 755 nucleotides. Its product is annotated as histone H2A. Gene Ontology annotation, molecular function: DNA binding; protein heterodimerization activity; structural constituent of chromatin. NCBI's taxonomy places the organism in Eukaryota, Metazoa, Arthropoda, Insecta, Diptera, Culicidae. Gene Ontology annotation, cellular component: nucleosome. The coding region runs from base 101 to 475 and encodes 124 amino acids. The record is from RefSeq and is a predicted model, not a curated record. The transcript has a single exon.
GUAUAAAAUAACCCUCGUUCUGGCGAUUCCCCAUCAGUACAGUUUACGUACGCUUUGUAAACGUUUCUCUGUUAGUUAAACUCAAACCUACUAUCUCAUAAUGUCUGGCCGCGGCAAAGGAGGCAAAGUUAAGGGAAAGGCAAAGUCCCGUUCCAACCGGGCAGGAUUGCAGUUCCCGGUCGGUCGUAUCCACCGUCUGCUCAGGAAGGGCAACUACGCCGAGCGAGUUGGUGCUGGCGCUCCAGUCUACUUGGCUGCCGUCAUGGAAUAUCUGGCUGCUGAAGUUCUGGAAUUGGCGGGAAACGCUGCUCGUGAUAACAAGAAGACCAGAAUCAUUCCCCGUCAUCUGCAGUUGGCCAUCCGUAACGAUGAGGAAUUGAACAAACUGCUGUCUGGCGUUACCAUUGCACAGGGUGGUGUGUUGCCAAACAUUCAGGCUGUUCUGUUGCCCAAGAAAACCGAAAAGAAGGCCUAAAUUACUUCCCGCUCGACUGAAGACCGUGCGCAUCAAACCAAAACCGUCCUUUUCAGGACGACAAUAUUCGUUCUACCGCUAGAGAGUUGUUCGAAAUUAUGUAUUUGGUGUAAAGUAAACUAUUGUAUAAGUACGUCUAGGUGUCAAUUGCAAAUAAUAUCCAACUACUAUCGGCACACAGCACGUCAGCCACUCGCCGUCGUUGGUGGUGCUACCAAUCGCAUUCGUUUAGCACCAACCACUGCUGCUUGCAUCUGGAUUGUGUGCUGUUUUGCUGGUG